Molecule: messenger RNA, 1059 nt
Organism: Myotis myotis
Lineage: Eukaryota; Metazoa; Chordata; Mammalia; Chiroptera; Vespertilionidae
Gene: MPHOSPH6
Product: M-phase phosphoprotein 6
Exons: 5
Coding region: 1-483 (160 amino acids)
Biological process (GO): maturation of 5.8S rRNA
Source: RefSeq, a predicted model, not a curated record
AUGGCGUCUGAGCGUAAAACUAAGUUGUCCAAGAAUUUGCUGCGCAUGAAGUUCAUGCAAAGGGGACUGGACUCAGAAACUAAGAAACAACUAGAAGAGGAAGAAAAGAAAAUCAUUAGUGAAGAGCAUUGGUACUUGGAUUUACCAGAGCUUAAAGAGAAAGAGAGUUUCAUAAUAGAAGAGCAGAGUUUCUUGUUAUGUGAAGAUCUUCUCUAUGGAAGAAUGUCAUUCAGAGGAUUUAAUCCUGAGGUUGAGAAAUUAAUGCUUCAGAUGAAUGCUAAGAACAAAGCAGAAGAAGUUGAAGAUGAAACAGUGGAGCUUGAUGUGUCAGAUGAAGAAAUGGCUAGAAGAUAUGAGACCUUGGUGGGGACAAUUGGAAAAAAGUUUGCCAAGAAAAGAGACCGUGCCAAUUAUGAAGAAGAUGAAAACGGAGACAUAAAACCAAUUAAAGCAAAGAAGAUGUUCUUAAAGCCCCAAGAUUAAAAUGUAUGCCUUAAGAUAUGGCUCAGAGAUGCCUUGUGAGAGUUAACAUAUUUUGGAACUGAUUUCAUUGGUUUCUCUAUAGUUAUUAGUAUUGUAAUGUUUAUUUGUAAAGAAAUGUAUAAUUUUGGAAACAUGCUGUUUUUGAAACAGAUGUAUGAUGGAUGUUAUACAUCCUUUGCUUAAUAUGGUAUUCAUCAAGAGUGGAUUUUUAGCCCUUGAUCUUCAAAUGUACAAAGCAAUGUUUGCUUCCUAAAAUUUUUUUUACCCCAGAUUAUUUUUAAAUACAUCUUUUUAAUUGCUGACCUUAAAUUGGCACAUAACUUAUAAUAGUGUUUAAAUUGUCCUUGUGUUUGCAUUUUACUUUAAAUUAUUAAUGUUAAGUCAUUUCAUACAUUUUGGAAUCAAAUGUCGUGAGAAUUUAUUCUACGUAAAUUCAUCAAGAACAAGCAUGCCUCUCUAGCCUAAAAUAUUUGCAUGCAACCAAAUCAGUCAGUUUGUGGAAUUAAGCGGUUUUGUUUAAAGCUUUUCAUUAAUAAGAAAAAAUAAUGUUCUGUAAUAAACAUCUGUUUUCAUAUA